Molecule: messenger RNA, 1596 nt
Organism: Lonchura striata (white-rumped munia)
Lineage: Eukaryota; Metazoa; Chordata; Aves; Passeriformes; Estrildidae
Gene: AEBP2
Product: AE binding protein 2
Biological process (GO): regulation of transcription by RNA polymerase II
Cellular component (GO): ESC/E(Z) complex
Source: RefSeq, a predicted model, not a curated record
CGCGCGCGGCAGCGACUCGCAGGCGCCAUGGCGGCCGCUCGCUGCAGCGACAUGGCGGAGCCCCAGCGGCGCCUUCCCGGGCAGGCGGCGCCCGCCGAGGAGGAGGAGGAGGCGGAGGUGGCGGCGGCGGCGGCGGAGGUGGAGGCCGCCGGUGGGGCUGGAUCCUCCUCGUCGUCGCCGCCGCCGGCACCGCCUUCGGCCGCGGCGGAGCCGGAGCCGCUGCUCCUGCUGAACGGCGAGGCGGAGAGCAUGUCGGAGCCGAGCCCGGAGAGCGCCAGCCAGGCCGGGGACGGGGAGGACGAGGACGAGGAGGAGGAAGAGGAGGAGGAGGAGGGCGGUGAGGAGGAGGAGAGCAGCCUGGUGGGCAGCAGCAGCAGCACGAGCAGUGGCUGCUGCAGCGACGAGACCCGCUCGCCGAGCCCCGGCGGCGGCAGCGAGGCCGACGCCAAGGAGGAGCCCAAGGGCCCCCGGGGCAGCCAGGAGGACGGGCCGGGCCGCGGCGGGGGCGGCAGCAGCUCCAGCAGCGUGUCCAGCGGCGGCGACGAGGGAUACGGCACCGGCCCCGGCACGGGCGGCGGCAGCAGCUGCGGCAGCGCCACGUCGGGGGGCCGGCGGGGCAGCCUGGAGAUGUCCUCGGACGGGGAGCCCCUCAGCCGCAUGGACUCGGAGGACAGCAUAAGCAGCACUAUCAUGGAUGUAGACAGCACAAUUUCCAGUGGGCGUUCCACACCAGUCAUGAUGAAUGGACAGGGAGUUCCUGCCUCCUCUGCCAAAAGCAUUGCCUAUAACUGUUGUUGGGAUCACUGCCACGCCUGCUUCAGCUCCAGCCCGGAUUUGGCGGAUCACAUUCGCUCCAUACACGUGGAUGGUCAGCGAGGAGGGGUGUUUGUUUGCUUGUGGAAAGGUUGCAAAGUAUAUAAUACACCUUCAACAAGUCAAAGUUGGUUGCAGAGGCAUAUGCUGACACAUAGUGGGGACAAACCUUUCAAGUGUGUAGUUGGUGGGUGCAAUGCCAGCUUUGCAUCUCAGGGAGGACUUGCCCGUCAUGUGCCCACACACUUCAGCCAGCAGAACUCUUCAAAAGUUGCCAGCCAGCCAAAGGCCAAAGAGGAAUCUCCAUCUAAAGCUGGAAUGAAUAAAAGAAGAAAAUUGAAGAACAAGAGACGACGAUCACUACCAAGACCUCAUGACUUUUUUGAUGCACAAACACUGGAUGCUAUAAGACAUCGAGCCAUCUGCUUUAACCUCUCAGCCCAUAUAGAAAGUUUAGGAAAAGGCCACAGUGUUGUAUUUCAUAGUACUGUAAUAGCUAAACGAAAAGAAGAUUCUGGCAAAAUAAAGCUCUUGCUUCAUUGGACACCAGAGGACAUUCUGCCUGAUGUGUGGGUAAAUGAAAGUGAGCGACAUCAGUUAAAAACUAAAGUAGUUCAUUUAUCAAAACUUCCAAAAGAUACUGCCUUGCUUCUGGACCCAAACAUUUACAGAACAAUGCCCCAGAAGAGGUUGAAGAGGUAAAAACCAAGCAAGUGGGGACACCUGCAAUCUUAGUCACUGACAAUGGAUUUAGAAAUAAAGUUGCACAUUAGUCAAAUCCCA